UUAGUUCAGCUCAACAUGUUUAAACUAAACACUUUCUUUUGGUUCGCGUUCGCAUUAAUUGUUUGGGAUGCAUGUGCAUCCCAGGCUAAAUCCUUGGACGAUAUCCGAGCCGAAAGCCCACUUGGGUGGAUGGGUAUUUCUAAUUCGCGAGACCAAAAAUCUGUUAAAAAAAUCGAUAUAGAGGACUUCAAGGAGAAACUUGGCAGGUUGCAAGCUCAGCAGGAGGACAUCCAGAAGGAAUUGGCAACUCAACAGGAUACGCUGAGUUAUCUGAAGGAAGGGCUGAAUUCUCUAAAGGAAAAUGGUAUGAAGAAGAUAGAGGACCUGACGGCAUCCUUACUAGAUAGGUUUGAAAAACAGCAGAAAGACAGCCAGACUAAGAUGGAAGCACAGGACCACGAGUGGGAAAAAUUUAAAAUUCAGCAAGAAGUGGCCAAGAAAAUGUCAGAAGUUGCUCAAGAAAAACAGAAAAAGAUGGAAUACCGAAUAAAAACCUUUAUGAACAAGAUGGACGACCUGCAUACAUACAUAGUUGACAGGAUGGAAAAGCAUGAGAAAGUCUCCCAGACCAAGAUUGAGGCGCAGGUGCCUCAGGAGCGGGAAGACGAAGAAGUAGAGCAUAAAAUAAAAAAUUCAGACAAUUACGCCGACGAUCAGGAAGAGCGGGAAAAAAGGGUGAAGGAAAUUACAAAGGAAGUGUCCAAAGAUUCCGAAGAUAAGCAGAUGAAAGACCAAGAAGUAGAGCAGAAUAUAGAACUCGUGGACGGUUUCCAGAUGGAAGACGAAGGAGUAGAGCUUUCCACAUCAACCACCCAAAGACAGCCAGACCAAGAUGGAAGCACAAGAGCAAGAGUGGAGGAGCGGGAUGAGCAGGAAGACGAAAUAGAGUAUUCAGGCGACUACGACGGCCAUCAGGAAGAGCGGGAAGAAAGUGUGAAGGAAAUUACAAAGGAAGUAGAGCAGAAAAUAAAUAUUCCAAACGAGGACGAAGAGGAAGAGCUUUCCACAUCAACCACCCCGAUCAGCUUCGAAAAAAUUGGUUCGAGACUUUUCUAUAUCGAGCCCAGUAAUGAAUUAAAUUGGUACGAAGCUGAAAGCUUCUGCCAAGAUAAUGGAGGUCAUCUUGCGGCAUUCGAAAACUUUGAAGAAUAUCAGGCCGUCCGAGCGAAAAUCCGGUACUUUGGUUUAUACUGGAUUGGCAUCAAUGAUGAAGCCGAAGAAGGCGUCUUCGUAACAUCGACCUCAGGAGAGCCAGCACCUUUUUUGAAAUGGUACAGAAACCAACCCGAUAGUGCCGGCGAUGAGGAUUGCGUUCAGAUUUACGGCUAUCUUGAUGGAAUGAACGAUAAUAUAUGUAGUAAAAAGAUGUUAUUCAUUUGCCAGGCAGAUGAAAUAGCAAAUUAACAAUUGUAAUACAAUAAUAGAAAUUAUUACCAUUGUAAAACGGUCAUUUUAUAUAGUUUUGCACAUUCAUUUUGUUAACAAAAUUCCCAAACUAUGGUAAAUACAGAAAACUUGAUGAAACACAAAUAAAUCAUGUUGAAAAAAAUAAAAA
Molecule: messenger RNA, 1555 nt
Organism: Drosophila rhopaloa
Lineage: Eukaryota; Metazoa; Arthropoda; Insecta; Diptera; Drosophilidae
Product: HIV Tat-specific factor 1 homolog
Exons: 2
Coding region: 16-1404 (462 amino acids)
Molecular function (GO): signaling receptor activity
Source: RefSeq, a predicted model, not a curated record